Molecule: messenger RNA, 1077 nt
Organism: Cooperia oncophora
Lineage: Eukaryota; Metazoa; Nematoda; Chromadorea; Rhabditida; Trichostrongylidae
Source: the annotation of a GenBank genome assembly
AUGUUACCCUGGCUUCUCACCAUCUUUUUGGUGGUAACAGCACGACAGUACCUUCCACGAGAUCGCGUUCCUAAAUGGAAAACGUCAGAUCCAAAUUAUGGACCGGAUUACGGACAACCGGAACAAAUUCACCUCUCUCUGGGAGCUUCACCAACAGAAGUGGUUGUCACCUGGCUGACAUUCGAUGAUACGGAGAAAUCAUUGGUGAACUAUGGACUUAUCACUGAUAAGAAAUUAGAAAAGGUCUCAGAAGGCCUCUGCAGUGAAUUCAUUGACACGCCGAAAUCGAAGAUGAAGCGAUACAUUCACAGGAGCCACUAUUUCUGGUCUGACGCCUGGGAAAACAUAUCUUAUUCCUGGAGAAUUUUUUUAUCACCUGCUGCAGAAUAUCGCGUUGGUAGUGACCAUGGAUGGAGCGCUAUCUACAAGUUCACUGCUUUGACCCCGCGUGAUGAUGGCGGUUAUGAAAUCGCCGUAUUCGGAGACUUGGGCAAUCAGAAUGGGCGAUCCCUAGGGAAACUUCAACGAAUGGCCCAAGACGGCGAUAUCGACAUGGUUCUGCACGUUGGUGAUUUCGCCUACAAUCUUGAUACUGAUGACGGUAAUGUUGGAGAUGAAUUCCUACGACAAAUCGAGCCUAUUGCAGCCUACGUACCCUAUAUGGUAGCAGUUGGCAAUCAUGAGGCAGCGUAUAAUUUUUCCCACUACGUUAGUCGUUUUACAAUGCCCAGAUCGGAGCACAACUUGUUCUACAGCUUUGACUUGGGAAGAGCACAUUUCAUCAUUUUCUCCACGGAAUUCUAUUUUUACACUAACUACGGGUGGAGUCAAAUUCUCAAUCAGUGGAACUGGUUAAUUGAUGACCUUACGAGAGCAAACAAUAACAGAGCCAAUGUGCCGUGGAUACUGACGUUCGGUCAUCGGCCGAUGUACUGUUCGGACUUUGAUGGAGACGACUGUACUAAAUACGAAUCCAUUGUAAGUUUUCAGUCAUCCAGGAAAGACAUGUGCGUAUUCGGAAUUCCUAAAGGUAGUGAGAACAAUAUUUUUUUCCUGUUCCGGAGGGAUGUGGCGUGA